This is a messenger RNA of Coccomyxa subellipsoidea C-169, 2246 nucleotides long. RefSeq lists its product as hypothetical. Bases 282 to 2246 code for a protein of 654 amino acids. The transcript has 11 exons. The record is from RefSeq and is a predicted model, not a curated record. Lineage: Eukaryota; Viridiplantae; Chlorophyta; Trebouxiophyceae; Coccomyxaceae.
CUUCAGCAAUCAAACACGAUAAAAGCAGCAAUCACCAUCCUUGGAGCUGCUUCCACCAAAGUCCCUCGAGAGCGUAGCUGGAAGCCACCGUAACCCUGUGACAAAGCACUCCCAUCUUUUGUCAUCCUGAGCUUCUGCUGGAUAGCUCAGUCAGAUACCCAAGCCUGGUCUCAGAGACAAUAAAAAUGUGUUAAGAAAUAGUAACAAGAGCCUCAAUCCACAAGAAGGGCCACAGUGAGGGCAGCUGGAUGCAAAGGAGGCACUAGUAUUUGCCAGCGGUCAUGGCUUUCAGUAAGGCGUCGUUGGCCUUAUUAUUGCUUGUAUUCGUCUCAAACUGCCAGCGCAACGAGGCGCAGCUUCUAGCGAACAUCAAAAGUUUCCUUGGCAACGUUCCGACCUUCGGCUCGAAAGAUGUUCCAAAGUUCAGCACAGACGGACAGCGGGUCUACGUGAGCGUGCCAGCACCCAGCAACGUCAACUUUGGCACGGUGGAUCCCCAGACUGGCACAUGGGCGUACACAGACAAGAGCUUGGGCGCUGGAGUUGAAGUUGGCCCCAAUGGAGCCAGUAUCCUCUCGCGCAACCCCACCCAGGGCGUGGAUGACUUCUCUCAAGCAGCGCGCAUCGGCCCAGACGGUGUGGUCCUGGGACCAGACAAGGCCAGCGCAGAGGUGAAUCGUGCGGCGGACCAGGCACUCGGCAAUUUUGGCGUCAAGAAUCUCAAGAUCAACCCCGAUGGGAUCAUGAUCAAUGACGGCAACCGCCUCAACUCCUCUGUCACUGUAAACAACCAGGGCAUCCAGCUGCAGGGCAAUCCCACAGGUGGGGGCGAGAGCCACCUGUUCAUAAAGCCAAACCUGCGGGUGGGCAAUGACCAGAUUGCCGGGGCAGCCGCGCCCGCCAAGCAGCCCAGCAACGUGCAGAUCAGCGUCGGGGACGGCAAAAGCACCGCCACUGAGCAGCUGCAGGGGUACACAAACUACCAGCUGGACCCUAACAAAGGUACGUACAGCCAGGUGGGAGGGAACACCGCGCCGCCCUUCAUGGGCCUGGACCCUAACGGCAAACCAUACACUUCAUUCGCGCGCGCCCCCGCCCCCGGCCCGGCCGCCGCCCGUGUUGCCGCUAGCGCCGCAGCCGCCACGCAGCAAGGGCUCCUGCCGCAGAACGCUGCCCAGGGCGCAGGAGCGGCUCCUGUAUAUGCUCCGGUGCAGAACCAGGCGCCCGCGCCGCGAGUGCAGCUGGUGACUGACAAACCGCUGCCCCGGCAGUACCAGUACGGGGGGGACCUCGUCCGCGGGACCCCCCAGUCCGCGAACGCCUACGUCCAGCAGGCGUGCCUCGCCCCCUGGAUUAUAAUUCAGGAUUUGGGGUUUUUGCUUAGGAAUAUCAUGGACCCUAAGGUGGUGAACAGGGAUCCUGCAGGGCCGACCCCUGCAAACAAUCUACAGCCGCAGCAGACAAGCAAUGCGCAGUGGCAGGCCGGGAGCAACGACGCGCCAGUGGCGGCCCCGGCACAAGCCGCGGCGGCCUGGGGUGACGUCAGCAGUGACGUCAGCGGCAGCAAUGGUGACGUCAUGUCCUUCCAGCAGUUGGGCAUGAUGGCUCCGGCAGUGCAACCGGAGGCGGAUGCGGGCAGCCUUGGCUAUGCAGAAGGCCCAAUGAGCGCAGAGCAGCUGGCCUCGCUGGACAUUAACAGCUUCAAGAAGAAGAAGAAGAAGCACCACCCCUCGACAACGCCCCACAAGCACUCCAAGGCCCCCUCCAAGCAUGCCGAGCUCGCGCCCAGCGGUCCAGUCAACCCGGCUGCCCAGACUUCUGCCCAGCAGCCUGCCCAGACCUCUGCCCAGCAACCUGCCCAGUCGGGCAGCGGGCAGCAAAUCACCAUGACUCAGGCAACCCCCAGCUCCGCAAACCCGGCGGCUGCGGCGACCAAGGCGAGAAAUCAGGCCCCGGCCGCGGCCAUCGCAGCUUCGUUUGCUGCGCCAACGCCCCAGGAGACAGCCGCCAUCGCCAGCCGCCUCAAGGAGGUGCUUGGGGGCAGCGAGGCCGACACCGUGGGGGCAGGAGGGGACAGCUCGUUCCAGAGCAGCGGCUCCAAUUCGAGCGGCGGCGGCCCCGCGGCGGCGACACCGGCCGGGGACGGCGCUCCGGCGGCGGCUGCGGCCGUGCAGCGCGCAUCAGACGCCGUCAAACAGCUGCAGCAGAGCACCGCCAACCUUGGCCGGCGGCUGCUGCGCGCCUGA